Solenopsis invicta (red fire ant) is the source of this 2923-nucleotide messenger RNA. RefSeq names its product odorant receptor 22c-like. Gene Ontology annotation, cellular component: plasma membrane. The transcript is spliced from 8 exons. Bases 887 to 1918 code for a protein of 343 amino acids. Gene Ontology annotation, biological process: sensory perception of smell; detection of chemical stimulus involved in sensory perception of smell. NCBI's taxonomy places the organism in Eukaryota, Metazoa, Arthropoda, Insecta, Hymenoptera, Formicidae. The record is from RefSeq and is a predicted model, not a curated record. Gene Ontology annotation, molecular function: odorant binding; olfactory receptor activity.
GGAUAAAUUUUAAUAUUAUAUUUUUUGAUUUUAGAUUAGAAAAAGUAUUCUAUCUAAAAAAUUUAAUUAAAAAAUGUAGAGCUAAGAAAUUAUCUAUUAUAAGAAUUAACAACUUUUUCUAUGUGUCUCUUACAGUAUAUAUCAUUCUGUUUUUCUUAUAAUUAGCACUAGAGAAUGUAAAGUUUUAUCUUUAAUCCAGGAAUAAUUAUCCCACUUUUUUGUUGCAUAAACAAUCGAAAGAUGAUUUUUCACUACACUUAAAAAUCAUUGCUAUUCAUUACGUACUGUAAAUUAAGGUAAUUAUUCUCGACUUCUAUACUUAUUAUUCUAUACUUACUAUAUUCUAUAUCUUACUAUGUUCUAUAUCGCACUUCUACAACUUAAAAAAUUUAUCUUGCUUCUGAUAACACAUUUCUUAUAGAAGUGACGUUCCUAGUCGACGAUAUUGUACUGUAUGCAUAAAUACUGCACAAACAUAUUUUUACAUUGAAUUUUUUUCUCUCACUUCCAUUUCAUAUUUUGUCAUAAUAAAAAAAUUGCAUCGAAGCAGCAAAAAUUGUUCUAUGGACUUCAGCGAAACAAUUGCAUGCAAAAAAAACUGACUAAAGACAAUUACCGUUUGUAAACUCCACCGAUGGUUUCUUUCCCACGUUAUUACACGAAUAUUGCAUGCGUCUUGCCGAUCAAUUUUUCCGACACCUUCGAGUUUCGCUUCCGUAUUAAGUGCGCGUAUUUUACCUCGAUGCAAUUUGUCCGAUAAUUCUCUAAAGAUAAAAAAAUAAAAAAUGAAAAACAAUGUAAUAAUGAAAAAAAAAGAGGAAAUGGCUACAAUAGUCAAGUAACACGAUCGGCUCUAUCGUCAGUUCUUUUAAAACCCUCGAAGCAAAUGGAAUAUCCAGAAGAGAAUUAUUAUAAACUGAACCGCUUUCUUCUAUCGGCUUGCGGACUAGAGCCUUAUCAAAGCAAGUGGAAUGCUCGUUUAAUAAGAGCUCUUAUCACGGUCGUCAUGAUGUUGUCUGCAAUUUUUCAGAUCUUGUGCUGGUUUACAUUUGAAUUUAUCACAAAUGAAUUUAUAGUGAAUGGGGUGCCAGCGCUUUUAAUUAAAUUGGGUAUCCUAAGCAACUUGCAUUUACGUAUCGGAAAUGUAGACAAAGUUAAAAUAUUAUUCGACCGUAUAUCAAAAGACUGGGCAUUGCAAAAGACACAUAGUGAGAUCAAGAUUAUGCGCGAACAUGCUGAGUUCUCAAAACUAUUCACAUUCUGUUGUACGAUCUUGUCGUAUGUAAGCAUGGUGGGAUAUUGCAUAUGGUUGUGCACACCAGAAAUUCUCAAUCUUUUAAUGCCCAUGAACGAAUCUCGUCCGCGGAGGACACCCUUUAAAGAUGAAUUCUUUUUAGAUGAAGAACGAUACGUUAUACUCAUUCGUUCCCACACGUGCUUUGUACUUCUAACCAUACCUCUAGUUUUCGUUAUGGGUUUCACUUUAUUUAUGACUCUCACACAACACGUUUGCGGAAUGUGCAAGUUAUUGGGGUCUCGCGCAGAACGCUUAUUUCUCGUUGUUAAAGACAGAACGGAAUGCGAUUUAAUUCAGGAGUCACAAAUAAGAAACGAGAACAUGAUCGUUUUUAUACAGCAGCAUUACAACAUUAUACAAUUCGUUGAUAUAAUUGAAACUUAUCACACAACACUGAUUUUAUGGGAUCUAACAGCAAUAAUGAUUAUGUUGAGUCUUACGAUAAUCCAGAUAUUAACUAUUUCUGAUAUCGAGGGAGCUAUUAGAUCUAUAGGUAUCUCUUGUGCAACAUUAUGUCAGUUAUUCGUAUGUUGUUACAUGGGACAAAAGAUAACGGAUGAAAGUUUGAGCGUAUAUGAGAAAAUAAAAAAAGGGAGCGAGAGAGAGAUAAGUAAUAUUUAAUGUGCGCUCUGGAGCAAGCCACCUCAAGCGCAGAAAAAAAAGAGUACAAGAAGAGAGGGGAGAGGGAGAGAGAAUGUGAGAGAGUGAGCAGGAUUAUUAGUGAAGACAGAAAAAAAUAUUUCCUGAAUUUUUUGCGGUACUUUUUGGGAAAAAUUCCUUGACUGAAGCCAAAACGAAACACUUAAUAAAAAUUUAAAAAGAUACAUUUUUGUGUCAAUUUUAAAUUAAAUUUUUUAAAAUAUAUGGAUAUUGAUAAUCUAAAAUUUUGAUAGCAUUUUUAACGCAUUUUUGAAACAAGAGCAUUUAUGUUUUCUAAAAUAUCUUGAAUUCUGUUAGUCAUAAUUUGCAGUUCUUUUUACUUUUUUAAUAUUACAUUUCAUUUUUACCAUUUUAAUUAAAAAUUUUUUAUAAUUACAUAAUUUUUAACAAUGUAUAUGAAACAAACAUUAUACGUUUCUCAUAAUAAAUACACAUAAGUUCGCGUUAAAAAAUAAUGAUCGCUGAAGCAUUUUGUAAAUAUUGUGUAUAAUUUUUAUAUAAUAUUGUGGUGAGUGAUUUGUGAAAUAUCGUUAACAUAUACAAUAAAACUAUAUCUUGAUUUUAAAGAAGUUUUCUUUCCAAAAAAAAAAAAAAUUUGUUUUGCAGAUACAAUUCUACGUGGUACAAUGCAGUUGUUUCAGAGCAAAAAAUACUGUUAAUGAUACUGAUACGACGCUGUCACCCGUUGGUCAUCACCGCCAGUAAAUUUUAUACAAUGUCUUUGCAGAAUUUUGGAAAGGUAAAAAAAAGUACGCCGUAUUCAUUACACGCGAAUCGUAAAAGCAAAGAAUAAAAAAUAUGUAUCUUUCGAAGAUACUUCAAACAUCGCUCUCCUACUGCAUGUUUGUCAGACAAAUCUGAAAAAGUUUCUAUCAAGUUGCAAGUGUAGAAGUAACGUAGAAAAAUCGCAAGAAUGUGUUAGACAUGUAUUGAUCUUAUUCUUAUGAUAAGCAAUUGUCCUCUGUA